Synchytrium microbalum is the source of this 1080-nucleotide messenger RNA. It is a transcript of the gene SMI726, whose product is annotated as nitronate monooxygenase. The transcript is spliced from 12 exons. NCBI's taxonomy places the organism in Eukaryota, Fungi, Chytridiomycota, Chytridiomycetes, Synchytriales, Synchytriaceae. The coding region runs from base 1 to 1080 and encodes 359 amino acids. The record is from RefSeq and is a predicted model, not a curated record. Gene Ontology annotation, molecular function: nitronate monooxygenase activity.
AUGGCCUCCAUCCAAACUGACUUGACCAAAAUGCUUGGAAUCCGACACCCAAUUAUGUUAGCCGGAAUGGGAACGGCUGCCGGUUCUGAAUUGGCUGCUGCCGUUUCAAACGCUGGUGGUAUCGGUGUCAUCGGUGGUAUUGGAUACACUCCAGCUAUGUUGCGAAAGAAGAUGCAAGAGAUCAAGGCAGAUUUGGUUGACAAGAAGGCCGCAUUUGGUGUUGAUUUAUUGAUCCCAGCUGUCGGAGGAAACGCCAGAGCUACCAACUACGACUACACCAAGGGACAACUCCCUCAACUCAUCGAUGUCAUCAUCGAAGAAGGUGCCAAAUUAUUCGUUUGCGCUGUCGGUGUACCACCAAAAUGGGCCGUUGACAAGUUACAUGCUCACGGCAUCCUCGUCAUGAACAUGAUCGGUGCCCCCAAGCACGUUCCAAAGGCCUUGGAAGUCGGUGUAGACAUUAUCUGCGCCCAAGGUGGUGAAGGUGGUGGACACACUGGUGACAUUGCUACCGCCAUCCUCGUUCCAAAGGUCGUGGACAUGUGCAAGGGCAGGAUCUCCCCCUUGACUGGCAAACAAGUCCCAGUUGUCGCUGCUGGUGGUAUCUACGAUGGACGAUCCGUCGCCAUGGCUCUCUGCUUUGGUGCUCAAGCCGUCUGGGUCGGAACCCGUUUCGUGUGUGCUACUGAAGCCGGUGCUUCUCGUGCUCACCAAGAAGCCGUCGUCACUGCCGACUACAUCGACACUUGCCGUACUCUGAUCUUCUCUGGACGACCCAUGCGUGUCCGUAAGACUGCUUACGUCGCUGACUGGGAAAACAACCGUCAAGCUGAAAUCAAGGAAUUGACCAACAAGGGUAUCGUUCCAGCAGUCCAAGACAUGGACACCCACGACUACGAAGAUGAAGAAUUGUUGGCCCGUCAGGCUUUCCUCAUGGGUCAAGUUGCUGGUUCCAUCGGUGACAUUAAGCCCGCAAAAGAAAUUGUUGAGGAAAUGGUUAAUGGAGCCAUUGAGACUCUCCGAAGCCGUGCCAACCUAGUCGUUGUCUCAUCUGGUGCCUCUCAAUCUGCUCGCUUGUAG